Molecule: messenger RNA, 739 nt
Organism: Closterium sp. NIES-67
Lineage: Eukaryota; Viridiplantae; Streptophyta; Zygnematophyceae; Desmidiales; Closteriaceae
Source: the annotation of a GenBank genome assembly
UCUGGAGAACCAGACGCUGCUUUCCUUCUCCGUCUCCUCAAUCCUUCCCUACUAUUCCGCGAGACCCUGUGAUUUAGCGCGCCGCAGAACAACUGCAGCUAAGCAGGUGCUUCGGUACUUAGACUUGCACUGGGAAGAGCCCGAUCCCGAUACGCUCUGAUUACAAUUCUUCCGUUUCUACGGUAAUCAUGGCUUCCGCUCUAUCGCUAACUCCCGACGUCGUUUCCAAGCAAUUCCGGGUUUUGGACAGCAGCAGUUCGGGCUCGCCUAGCAGCCUAUCGAAGAGCCGAUUCGCGGGAACCGCUCGGCGUGCAGCCCCCGCGCGUGUGUGCGUUCGAUGCAGCGCGACGGACGAUGACCGCAGCGCCGCCGCAGUCCCAAAUGGCGUGUCGCACUCGUCUGCCGCCGCCGCCGCCCUCCCCUCGCGCUACCGCAGCGCCAUGGAGAAAUCCCGCGCUCUAGCCAUGCACAAGGCGGACGAGGCCGCCGCCGAAGCCGCCCGGGAAGCGCCAGCGGCGGCGGCGGCGGCCGCGACGGUGGUGCUGGAGCGGGUGCGGCUGGUGGCGGGGCAGGAGGAGUGCGGCGCGUGCGAGGCGGCGGGGUCGGUGACGUGCGCGACGUGCGCGGCGACCGGGCUGUACGUGGACCCGGUGAUGGAGUGCCAGGGGAUCAUCGUUAAAGUGCGCUGCCUCGGUACGUGCCUCCUUCAUUAACCCCCUUGUGCGCACGCGCGCACGAU